This is a messenger RNA of Drosophila teissieri, 3437 nucleotides long. Its product is annotated as protein espinas. Lineage: Eukaryota; Metazoa; Arthropoda; Insecta; Diptera; Drosophilidae. The record is from RefSeq and is a predicted model, not a curated record. Bases 33 to 3437 code for a protein of 1134 amino acids. The transcript is spliced from 6 exons. Gene Ontology annotation, molecular function: zinc ion binding.
ACCAGUGAUUGACGCGCGUUUCUCUCACCGCGAUGCUCUCGAAGAAGCGCUGGUGGAAGAUCCGGCUGCCGCAGGUGGGCAAGCAGGAUCAGUCGAGGAACUACCGGGACAUCGUCAAUCUGAGCGAGUGCUCCUCGGUUCUGGCCAACACGGCCACCACAAUUAGCGACAGUUCCACCACCACCGCCAGCAGCGGCAGUCCCACCCGCCACCGGAGCUGCGACAGUCUCUCCAAGAGCUCCCAGGCGGAGGCGGGCAAGCUGUUCCCCCGGAACAUGCCCAGCAUACGGCGGAGUCGUCGCAGGGCUGUGUCAGCGGAAAGGGAGCGCCUGGCCAGCCGGGAGCGGCUAGAGGAGCAUGUGCAGCCACCGAAAAUGCCGCAGAUACGAGCUGGACAUCAGUCCCAGCUAUCGACGGUGACCAAACUGACGCCCAGGAAACUGGGCAAGUCCACGUGCUCCAAAAAUAGGAGUUAUCCCCCUGCGAAGUGCAUCAUCAAGUCAGCAGUACGAACCAAGACCAGGCCAAAGGACACGAUCACCCUGGCACCCUACGAAAUAGCCCUGGAGCUGCCCAACGAAUCCCCUGCUCGCACUUUGGCCAUGGCAGUGACCCAAUCUACCGGUUGCGUGCAGAGGAAGCUGAGCAGCGAGGAGCAGUUUCACUCCUCGGGGAUCUCCUGCAACGGGGAGACCGACGACGAUGUGGAGGUGGCCAUGCUGACCGGCAGCCUAACGCCCUCCCAGAUAGCCAGGAUCCAGGUGCAGCAGGUCCUCCCAUUUGGCGACCUGAGAAACCUGAACCGCUGCCGCAACAGGAACGCCGUUUGGCUAAAUCCCAAGGAUACGGAGCAGCUCCUUGAGGUAGACAGGCGAAGGAGGGAAGCCCACUGCUACUCCAACAAGGCCAUUGCCGACGAUAUCCAGCUCAGCGAUAUUGAAGAACAAUUGGCCAGGUUUGAUGGCCACUCAAAGAGGCCGCCACCGCCGGCAGCGACAGCUUCCAAAAUCGCCCAGUCCAACCAAGUUAUCGGGAAAUUCAAGCCCACACCUGCACCCCGCUCCUCAGGCAACAUGCAGCAGGCACCGCAGCCACAUCCACAGCAGCACCAUCCGCCCAGCAGCAGCUACUACACGCAAACCGAAAGCGAGCUGCUGCAGAUUGAGGCGGGCGGCACGGGCCUGACCUUCGCCUCCCACUCGCAACGCCCCGAAUCGGCGGUCAGCCAGGUGGCAUGCACCGCCCACCUGGACGUGCCCUCGGCCGCCUCCAGCGGCAGCGGGGGCAGUGGAGUCAGUGGGGGCAGCGGCGAGGCCCCGGAAUCAGCGGGUCGCUUUGUUUCCCCGCUGCAGCGCCGCCACUGCCAGCCGCCCAGCCACCUGCCGCUGAACUCGGUGGCCUCCCCGCUCCGCACCGCCAGCUACAAGUCGGCGGCGGCGGUUGCGGGUCAUGGCUUCCACCACAGCCACCACCAGCAGCUGGACUUCCAGCGGAACUCGCAGUCGGACGACGACAGCGGCUGUGCCCUCGAGGAGUACACUUGGGUGCCGCCGGGUCUGCGGCCUGAUCAGGUCCGCUUGUACUUCAGUCAACUGCCAGACGACAAAGUGCCCUACGUCAACAGUCCCGGCGAAAAGUAUCGUGUCAAGCAGUUGCUGCACCAGCUGCCGCCGCAAGAUAACGAAGUGCGCUACUGCCACUCGCUGAGCGACGAGGAGCGCAAGGAACUGCGCAUCUUCUCGGCCCAAAGGAAGCGGGAGGCCCUCGGCCGAGGAGCGGUCCGCCUGCUGUCCGACGAGCGACCCUGCAAGGGGUGCGAGGAGUCUUUGUCCGGCGGUGACAUUGUGGUUUUCGCCCAGCGGCUGGGCGCCCAGUUGUGCUGGCAUCCGGGCUGCUUUGUGUGCAGCGUCUGCAAGGAGCUCUUGGUGGACCUCAUCUACUUCCAGCGGGACGGGAACCUCUACUGCGGUCGGCACCACGCCGAAACCCAGAAGCCGCGCUGCUCCGCCUGCGACGAGAUCAUCUUUUCGGACGAGUGCACGGAGGCGGAGGGCAGGACAUGGCACAUGAAGCACUUCGCCUGCCAGGAGUGCGAUCACCAGCUGGGCGGGCAGCGGUACAUCAUGCGGGAGGCCAAACCGUACUGUCUGGCGUGCUUCGACACGAUGUUCGCCGAGUACUGCGACUACUGCGGAGAGGUGAUCGGAGUGGACCAGGGCCAGAUGAGCCACGACGGGCAGCACUGGCAUGCGACGGACCAGUGCUUCAGCUGCUGCACCUGUCGCUGCUCGCUGCUGGGAAGGCCUUUCCUACCCAGGAGGGGCACCAUCUACUGCUCGAUCGCCUGUAGCAAGGGUGAGCCACCCACGCCGUCGGACACGAGCUCGGGCCCACAGCUGAGACCCACUCACCGGGCUUCCACCUCCAGCCAAAUAGCUAGAUCCCCGCGGAGAGGGGGCGAGCGGGAGCGGGAUCCGGGUCGGAAGGCUCACCACGGCCACCCCAAGGCCACGGGUAGUGCCGGCGAUCUACUUGAGCGUCAGGAGAGGCAGCGCAUGGAGGCCGCAGGAGUGGCGGAUUUACUGCUCGGAGGAGGGGUUCCCGGCAUGCCACGCCCGGCCCAUCCCCCGCCCAUUGACCUCACCGAGCUGGGCAUCAGCCUGGACAACAUUUGUGCCGGCGACAAGUCCAUCUUCGGGGACACCCAAACCCUGACCAACUCCAUGCCCGACAUGCUGCUCUCCAAAGCAGACGACUCACAUAGUUACCAGAGCAUCGACAAGAUCAACCUGAACUCGCCCAGCAACUCUGAUCUGACGCAGAGCACCCAGGAACUGGCCAACGAGCUGGAGCUGGACAACGAGUUGGUGCGGGAGCUGCCUCACGAUGGCUACGAGCAGCUUUUCGCUAGCAAUCGCAACCAGGAAAACCCGGCCGAACAGGAACUGGACGACGAGCAGUUGGACAACCGACCGAUGAAGGAGGUGCGCUUCCACAGCGUCCAAGACACUAUGUCGCGCUCUAAGAGCUACACGGAUAACUCCAAUGCCCGGAGGCGGAGGAGGCGUCGCAACCAGUCGCGCAGCUCCUCGGAGAUGCAGAUCAACCAGACGAACCUCCGCCUGCACAACGCCCAAACACAGGUGGGAACGACGCCCCUGAAUCUGCUGAACAACCUGGACAACUGUGACGUGGCCAGUAUCUGCUCCACCUGCUCCUCCAGCUCCUCGAGCGAUAUGGACGACUACGUGUACCGCCUGCCUGCGCGAAAACACUACGGCGGAGUAAGAGUAGCAUAUGUGCCCAACGAUGCACUGGCCUACGAGCGCAAGAAGAAGAUGGCCCAGGACUCGUCCCUGGCCGCCGGAGCAGGCGGUGCAUCCGUGGGCGGGGCACCAGCGAUCAUGCAUGAGAGCAAAAACUGCACGAUUUCCUGA